Parus major (Great Tit) is the source of this 6658-nucleotide messenger RNA. It is a transcript of the gene FBXO31, whose product is annotated as F-box protein 31. The transcript has 10 exons. Bases 957 to 2168 code for a protein of 403 amino acids. The record is from RefSeq and is a predicted model, not a curated record. NCBI's taxonomy places the organism in Eukaryota, Metazoa, Chordata, Aves, Passeriformes, Paridae. Gene Ontology annotation, molecular function: protein binding.
AACCCUGGGUGAGCUCUCUCAUCUUGUAUUUAUAGACAGGAGGAGGCUGAAUUAAUUCAGGGAAACUCCUGCUUUUCUCAUCUCUGCAUCCUGAAUUCUCUCCUGCAGCAGGUUUCCAGCAUUAGGUGGUGCUUCACAGCCACAGUUGUUAAUUCAAGGAUGCUCAGCUGAGGAUAAAAUUUCAUAUUUAAUGGCUUGAUGAGGGUCUGCAGAGAUACAGUUUUGUGUCAAAUAUCUGGCAGGUGUUUGUGCUGCUGAGGAAAGCUGCUGUUUGAUCUGUGCUGUUGAUGUCUUUGAUGUCAAGGAGGGCUCUUUUCUGUUCUGAGAUCUGUCGGGGUCACUGCAGCAGGGUGGCAUUGUCACUGCUGAUUUUUUGGGAUCUCCCUCCUCUCGUUCCCUCCCUCUGCUCCUCUGAGAAUUUCUGGCAUCGAGACAUUAGUACUUGCUUUUAUUUUAUUUUAAGUUUCUUAGAAGUUUGACAUUGACUUCCUGAAAAUGAAAGGAGAGAAUCUCAUUUUCUGCUUCAAAGCUGCUCCGAGAUCUCCGGCUCCCUUUGUUUUCGGGGGGUUCUGGAAGGAAUCAAAGGCAUCUGACUGUACAACAGCCCUGCCUCAAUCUGAUCUGCUUUAAGUGUAACCAUAUUUGUACAUGCUGGGGCCUGUUUUAUGUCUCUAUUUCAUUCUUUUUCAAGUCUGUGACCUUUCCUUUAGGAUCCUAAUAAGCAGUUUUCCCUGUCGGGUACCUCAGUGAGAGCAGAUAAUUGCUGCGCACAGCGGUGAUUUGAUGGAAACAGGCACGCAAUCCCAGCUGGAAUGGGGAUGUCUCCCACAUUUCACACUCUUCCUGGCUGAGAAUAUGGGGUGUGUGAAAACCUGAGGAAGUUGGAGAUCACAGGAGUGUCCUGUCGAGACGUUUACGCCAAACGUAUAAACCCACGGGUGAAGUCGGGGCGUUUUAUGAAAAUCCUGCCCGACUACGAGCACAUGGAGUACAGAGAUGUUUACACCUGCCUGCUGCACCGCUACCGGCACAUCCUGGGGUUGUGGCAGCCGGACAUCGGGCCCUACGGGGGACUGCUGAACGUGGUGGUGGAUGGUUUGUUCAUCAUUGGCUGGAUGUACCUGCCCCCUCAUGACCCUCACGUGGAUGAUCCCAUGAGAUUCAAACCCCUCUUCAGGAUCCACCUCAUGGAGAGGAAAUGUGCCACGGUGGAGUGCAUGUAUGGCCACAAGGGACCUCAUAAUGGCCACAUCCAGAUUGUGAAGAAGGACGAGUUCUCCACCAAGUGCAACCAGACGGAUCACCACCGGAUGUCAGGGGGCAGGCAGGAGGAAUUCCGGACGUGGCUGAGGGAGGAGUGGGGUCGGACUCUGGAAGACAUUUUCCAUGAACACAUGCAGGAGCUCAUCCUGAUGAAGUUCAUCUACACCAGCCAAUACGAUAACUGCCUGACGUACCGGCGCAUCUACCUCCCCCCCAGCAGCCCCAACGACCUCAUCCAGCCAGGCCUCUUCAAAGGCACCUACGGGAGCCAUGGGCUGGAGAUUGUCAUGCUGAGCUUUCAUGGGAACAAAGCCAAGGGCACCAAGAUCACUGGAGAUCCCAACAUCCCAGCUGGACAGCAGACUGUGGAGAUAGACCUGGCCCAUCCUCUGCAGCUGCCUGACAUCGAGAACCUGCGAGACUUGAGCGAGCUGUCCCGCAUUGUGCUGGAGGUGCAGGAGCAGAUCCGGCGGGAGGAGCAGGAGCGGGAGCAGCGGCAGGAGGAAGAGGAGCAUUCCCAGCAGCCUGCCAGUCCCCUGGCAGGAGAAGGUGCUGAGGGGGAAGAGACUGCAGCUGGGGCAGAGGGGAAGACCCAGGACAAGGCCCCAGCUUCCCAGCCCUUUGUGCUGCCCAUGGGAGUGAUAUCGAGGAAUGAGGAUUAUCCCCGGACCUGCCGCAUCUGUUUUUAUGGGACAGGGCUCAUCGCUGGCCACGGUUUCACCAGCCCCGAGAGGACCCCGGGGGUGUUCGUCCUGUUCGACGACGACCGCUUCGGCUUCAUCUGGCUGGAGCUGAAAUCCUUCAGCCUCUACAGCCGCAUCAAGGUCUCCUUCCAGAACGCCCAAGCGCCUUCCCGGGAGGCCUUCGAUGAGAUGCUCAAGAACAUUCAGUCCCUGGCUACUUGAUGAGUGGUUGGUGAUGGACAGGGGUGGCAAAGGCUGCUGCGCUCCCCAGCCGGGGCUGUCGGUACCUCUGGAUAGAAGCAUGCACUUUGAAUAAAGCCUUUUUACCCCAAAUGUCCACACAUCCCAGUUCAGACAUCCGUGACUGCCCUUUCCUCUGUGCCGCUCCACGCUGCCUCCCAGCAGUCCUUGUUUCCCAGUCUGUGCUUUGGAGAGCUGAAGGGAUCCUGCAGGGGAGGGAACAGACCUCCCUUAGUGCGAAAAAAAAGAAUGUAUUGGGACAAAACCGACUUGUGGUCAGAGGAACAGGCAGUGACAGAGCACAUCCUCCUCUCCAGAAACCUUUCUGUGGGUGCAGCGUUGCCAGGAGAGGCUGGUACAAUACCUGCAUCCUUGGCUUGCUAAUUGGAGUGUGUGGUUUCCUCUGCAGAAUUGCCUCAGCCAGGGCAGGGCCCCCACUGCAGAUGAGUGUGUGCAGCAUUGUCCUGUGGAACUUGAUGGAUGUGCUGUCCCUGAGACCACAGGUGACUUUUUUUACUCCUUGCAGGAGCUGGGUGUGGGACUGAAGAUGGGUGUAAAACUGCAAAAGCUCUUAUGUUCAGACUGGUUUGUACCUGAAAGGCUUUCUCAGAUCUUGUCAAGUGGCUCUGAAGAGGCACAGGAAGGAGCCAAAAGAAACCCAGCUGUGAGAUGAGCCCAGAGGGCUCCAGGUGGGCAGCACAAGGUGCCACAUAUCCCCCUGGUCCUGUGUGACCCCAGGGGUGCCAUUCCUGUUCAGGCUGCCCUUCAGAGUCCUUGUAUUGUGUGGCUUGUUCUGGCUCCUGGAGCAGUGGCUGCUGCUGCCCCCCUCACAGAACCCUUCUUUCCCUUUGCAGUUGCACUUCUUUCAUCCCAGAAUGAUUUUGUGGCAGAUCUGAGCUCCACUGGGAGUUGUGUGCUGCAGGCAAGGGAGCAGAUUCCCUUUGGACUGUGCUGUGCAGGAAAACCCUGGCUGUGAAUUGUGCUGGAGACCAUCAGCACUAACACAAGCCUUUGUUGCAGCUGCCCUCUGGCUGUGAUGACAAACUCCAGGUCCCUUCUCUUCUCCCCAGAUCAGUGUCUAACAAAACCCUGCCGUUCCAUCUCUGCAGUUUUAGGUCUGUAAAUGUGUCUGUACCUGUGCUGGGAGGUUUCAGGCCCCCUCUGGGGAGAAGUUUCAGUCCCUGCCUGGUUCCAGUGCCUGUGAACAGCUUUUAUUCUCACUCUCACAAGGGCUUUUUGCCAUUUCUGCCUCUCAUGUGUUCCCUCAGCUGUGUGAGAAGCCAGGCUCCAGCAGAGACAGCGAGCAGCAGCUCGUGUCACUCACAGGAUUAAUUCCUGUCUCUCUGGAUGGAGCUUUCCAAACCUCUGGGAAUUUCAAGGUGAUUUAGGGCACUUUUUGCUUUGUUUCCUGCAGCUCUGUGAGGAGUGGCAGUCCUGCCUCAGUGUCAGGGCUGAGGAGCUGUUGCAGGCCUGCUGAAAAAGCUGGGGAAAUGUUGCAGGGUGGGUGUGAGCAGGCUGUAGAGGUUUCCCUGCCAGUUUGGAUCUCCCAGGGCUGCAGAGAGGGAGUGGGCAGAGAGGUGACCUGGAGCUGAGCUUGGCUAUCUCAGCCUCGUGCAGACACAGGUUUCCAGUUUGGUGCAGAUUUCUGGGACAGCUGAAGAUGUUCAGUGCUGGGUUAAUGGUUGGACUCGAUCUCAGAGGUCUUUUCCAACCUAAAUGAGUCUAUGAUUAGGACUUUAUUUGGUAUCUCAGUGGUUUAUCUUGGGAUUUGCUGUUAGGCUGCUGCAGUUCUGCCUGGUGUUCUCCCUAACAGCCCAAAGGGGUGGGAGAUGUCCCCUGGGGAAGCUGUUCCCAUUGCCUGUCCCUAAAACCAGCUCUUCUUCAGCUGGACCUGCAGCUCUGAGUGCAGAUUCCUCCCCACUUCAAUAUCCCUGCCAAAAAAAAAUAAUAAUCCUAAACUUUCACACAACUGACUUGAUAAUUUUGGCUUUUAGCUUUUAAAUUAUGAUUAAUUUUUUUUAAAUGGAGAUUAAAAUCCAGACUGCACUGAUUGCCCUGCGAGUACCUGAGGCUUGAGUCACUCUCUCAGGUACUGACCUGUCUGUAGCCUCUGUCCUUUGUCACCUGGGCCAGGGGUCACCUGUUUGCUGUUGGCACAGGUUGUGCAUCCGCUUUUCUCCAGGCUUCUUUUCCCUUCUGAGUCUCCAGUGGCAGUGCCAAGGAUCUCCUGAAGGCCAGACCUGCUUGGCUGGCUGGAGAGAAUGAUUUUAGUGGAGGCUGGUGCCUUGGGGGAAUUUUCCCAGCUCUGCCUUGCCCCUGUAGUGGCAUCUUUUUAUUUAUAACUCACCUGGCUGGCCUCAAAAUGUCAGGAUAAUUCCUGAUUAAAGGCAGAGCUGCUGGUACCCCCUGGCUUCAUUCUGUCUGGAGCAAAGGAAAUAGCAAGUUUUGUAUUAAUAAUCCUCCUCUGAUGCCUUUUCUCACCUUGUGCUGCUCCAAGCCUGGCAGGCUUUUGUGGCAUUUCAGAGGAAAAUUCCCUCUGGUUUGGCUGAGGGUGAGGAAAGCUGUGAAGGUGGAUUUGGGAAUGCUGGGGAUGCUCCUGUGCUGGAUAUUCCUUUGUGUGUGGCUCUGUCAGUGCUUCCAGAGCAGAGCAGGAUAACGUGGAGUUACCACUCCCAGCUCUGGAAUCUUUGGGAAGGGGGAGAGACAGAUUUAGGAGCAGGCAGUUUGGAUCUGAUCCCCCCUGGCCGAGGGGGAUGCUCCUGCUUUCCCAGUCCUGCCUUUCCUCCUGGGAGGCUGUGCUGACAGCACACUUGGGUGCAGGCUGUAGCACCCCCUGCACAACACUGCAUUCCCCACUCCUUUCCCAAAUGCCAGUUUCCAGCCCCUUGGGAUCCUUGUGUGAGCUGUUGACAGGGAUAAUGUGUGCUGGGGCCCUGCAGAUGGUGAUCAAUCUCUGCUGCCGACGUCUCCUCGUCCUUUUGGCUCUGCGGGAAAUCUCGGGGACAAUUGGCUGGAUUUCUUCAUCCCAGAUGGGUGGAAAGUGCUGGCGAGGAUGGAAAACAACUUGUCAGGGGUAGGAAUACUCCUGGCAGGAGCCUUUUGGAUUAAACAAAGCCUUUGCAGGGAGGUUGCAGAGCCCCAGUGGCCACUGCAAGACCUGGGGCUGAAUUCUGGCUCGGGGACAAGAAGUGUGUGCUUCAUGUGCUGGGGAUGGGUUCUGCUCCUCCAUCCUGUGUUGUCAAAACACACGGAUUUGGCCAGCUGGAAAACAGGAACAUCAAAGCUCCAGUUUGUUUGCCUUGGGCCUGAUUUGAGAGCUGUGAAUGUGCUGUGCUCAGGAGUGGUGGCUGCCCCUCCACAGGGAUGUGUCAGGCUGUGUUUUACUGAGGAGGAGGAGGAAAAAGGAUGGAAUUGUUUGUAAAUUUGGGUGUCAGCUUCGCUGUGGAGUGAACAGCAGUGCUGGCCUGGAAUGGGACAGCAGCAGUGGGAGGGCAGUUCCUUAGGAAAUGUGUGCUGGGGAGAAAGGGAAUUCUGAGCAAACGUGCCUGGAGGUGUCAGCUCCCAGGAAGAGCCCAAACCGCAGCUGGCUCAGAAUUUACUUUUCAACAAGGAUGACUUUUUUCUUGCUUUUUAUUAAUUCAAACCUAGUGGAACUCGAUGGGAGUGUUGGGUGUUAUGUGGAAAUGGGUUGUUUAGGCUCAACUUGCUAGUUUAGGGAAUGAUAAUGUGUUAACUCUGUCUUGUAGCUGGCUGCUCUCGUGGCCGAUAAUCCUCUGUGGUGUUCAGCUGCCAAAGGCUCGUGCUGCCCUUCCCAGUGGGACACUGAAUUAUUUGGGAUGUGGGGUAGGAGAGGGAGGUACCAAACUGUGAGUGCCACUGACCUUUGGGUGCUUUGUGUGCUGAAUUCAAGUGUGUGGUUCUGGUUUUUUGUUUGGAUUGCAAUAUUUGGAACUUUGGAGGCAAAGAGCACUUGGCUCGACCGUGUUCAUUAGCUUAAUUAAAGCAAUCUGCACUUUUGUUUUGUCAUUGAUUACUCCCCCUGCCCUGUUCCCAUGUGUAUUUUGCACUCACCACUUUAACAUGACACUGAUGGAUUAAUCUGGGCAUUGCCUGGAGAUUCUGAGUGUGGACAAGUCUCUACAAAAGUAUUAAAAAUGAAGGAGAAACCUAAAUCCCUGCUUUGUACAGAGGGCAGUGGGAGGAAACCAUUGCACAUCCACCACCACAAAUACCCACGUGGAACAUGAGAAGUUGUACUUUAACCACCUCACCUGCCCAAGGGCUGGGGUUUGCCUGUCCUUUCCUUGGAGGCUUAGAGAGGAAUGGGAUGUAUGAAAUCAACACCUGGCGGCCUUCACCCCAGGUUUUGGAAAGCUGAGCAAGCCCUGUUGUGUUACUUUUACACCUGAUCAUUGUUACCCAAGGAGCCUUUUCCAAUUUCAAAUAAUAAAAAGCAAAAUUUUAUGAACUUA